Molecule: messenger RNA, 1221 nt
Organism: Pundamilia nyererei
Lineage: Eukaryota; Metazoa; Chordata; Actinopteri; Cichliformes; Cichlidae
Product: acidic mammalian chitinase-like
Exons: 10
Coding region: 1-1221 (406 amino acids)
Biological process (GO): carbohydrate metabolic process
Cellular component (GO): extracellular region
Molecular function (GO): chitin binding; hydrolase activity, hydrolyzing O-glycosyl compounds
Source: RefSeq, a predicted model, not a curated record
AUGGCCAGGCUCACAAUUCUAGCAGGUUUGUGCCUGGUGAUAAGCCAGCUGGGAUCUGCCAGCAGGAUGGAGUGCUACUUCACCAACUGGUCCCAGUACAGGCCUGGAGAUGGAAAGUUCUCCAUCACAGUUUCUACUGCAGCUAAUCGUCAGAAGUUCAUCCAGUCUACUAUCAGAUUUCUGAGGACUCAUGGAUUUGACGGUCUGGAUUUGGACUGGGAGUAUCCUGGAUCCCGUGGAAGUCCUCCUGAGGACAAACAGAGGUUUACUCUGCUCUGCAGGGAACUUGUUGCUGCCUUUGCAGCUGAAGCCCAAGCUACCGGCAAUCCCCAGCUCAUGCUAACUGCUGCUGUUGCUGCUGGAAAAGGAACCAUUGAUGCUGGAUAUGAGAUCGCUGAGAUAGCCAAAGAAUUAGAUUUCAUCAAUAUAAUGACCUACGACUUCCAUGGAACUUGGGAGCAAUUCACUGGACACAACAGCCCUUUGUACCGUGGAUCAUUUGACGCUGGUGACCUUAUCUAUUUCAACAUUGACUAUGCCAUGAAAUAUUGGAGAGACAAUGGCACCCCACUGGAGAAGCUGAGGAUGGGAUUUGCAUCUUAUGGUCGUACCUUCCGCCUGACAUCAUCAAACACUGGUGUUGGUGCUCCAGCUAGCGGCCCAGCAUCAGCUGGUCCAUACACCCGUGAAGCUGGAUUCUGGUCUUAUUAUGAGAUCUGUACCUUCGUGAAAGGCAGCACCAUUAACUGGAUUGAAGACCAGAAAGUCCCCUAUGCUUUCAAAAACAAUGAGUGGGUAGGAUUUGACAACAAGGAGAGCUAUGAAACCAAGGUACGUUACCUGAAAGAUCAGAAGUUUGGCGGGGCCUUUGUGUGGGCUCUUGAUUUGGAUGACUUUGCAGGAAAAUUCUGCGGGGAGGGUCCCCAUCCUCUGCUCUCUCAUCUGCGCAACCUUCUUGAAAUUGAGCUUCCCCCACUACUCCCAACCACCACCCCAAAACCUGGAGCGAGCACCACCACUCCAACCACCACCACCACAACCACAACCACUACCACCCAUGCCCCGGGACCGGGAUUCUGCAAUGGGAAACCAGAUGGCCUUUACCCAAACCCAGAUGACCAAAGCAGCUUUUACAACUGUGCUGGUGGCGUGACCCAUGUUUCCCAGUGUGGAUCUGGAUCUGUCUUUCAUGACGGUUGCAAGUGUUGUGGCUGGCCAUGA